Messenger RNA from Gregarina niphandrodes, 498 nucleotides. Its product is annotated as glyceraldehyde-3-phosphate dehydrogenase. Gene Ontology annotation, molecular function: oxidoreductase activity, acting on the aldehyde or oxo group of donors, NAD or NADP as acceptor. NCBI's taxonomy places the organism in Eukaryota, Apicomplexa, Conoidasida, Eugregarinorida, Gregarinidae. The record is from RefSeq and is a predicted model, not a curated record. Bases 1 to 498 code for a protein of 165 amino acids. The transcript has a single exon.
AUGACCACCGUCCAUUCCAUGACUGCAAACCAGCUUACUGUCGAUGGCCCUUCCCGUGGUGGUAAGGACUGGCGAGCCGGCAGAGCUGCUGGUGUCAACAUCAUCCCCUCGUCCACUGGAGCUGCUAAGGCUGUGGGUAAGGUCAUUCCUUCGCUGAACGGAAAAUUGACCGGUAUGUCGAUUCGUGUGCCUACAACGGAUGUGUCCGUUGUUGACCUGACUUGCUCCUUGGAGAAGGAGGCUACUUACGAUCAGAUCAUGGAAGCGAUUAAGAAGGCUGCUGACGGACCCUUGAAGGGCAUCUUGGCUUACACCGAUCAUGAUGCUGUAUCUACCGAUUUCAUUCAUGACAAGGCAUCGUCCACUGUUGACAUCAAAGCUGGCAUUUCCCUCAAUCCCAGUUUCGUGAAGCUUAUCUCUUGGUAUGACAAUGAGUGGGGUUAUUCCAACAGACUCUGCGAUCUCGCUGCCCACGUUGGCAAGACUUGCGGUUUCUAG